CAGCGGCCUCCUCCCCUCCCCUCCCCCGCGCCGCCCUGCCGCGGGGAGGGGGCUCGCGUCGCCGCCUCCAGCCGCUCCCGAUGAAGCAGCUGCCGCCGCAGCCGCCUCCGAAGAUGGGGGAUUUCUACGACCCCGAGCACCCAACCCCUGAGCUUUCUUGGCUGAAUGGCAAUAGAGAAGAAGAAAAUGAGGCAAAAAUUGAAAAUGUGCAGAAAACAGGUUUCAUCAAAGGACCAAUGUUCAAAGGUGUUGCUUCUAGUCGAUUUUUGCCCAAAGGCACCAAGACAAAAGUUAAUUUGGAGGAACAGGGACGACAGAAGGUGUCAUUCAGCUUCAGCCUUACAAAGAAGACUUUGCAGAACAGAUUUCUGACUGCACUUGGAAAUGAAAAGCAAAAUGAUACUCCAAACUCCCCAGCUAUACCUCUCCAAGCAGAUUCGACCCCUAAAAUUAAAGUGGACAUUGGAGAUACUUUAUCUACUACAGAAGAAUCUUCCCCACCAAAAUCAAGGGUGGAAUUGGGAAAAAUUCAUUUUAAAAAACAUCUACUUCAUGUAACAUCUAGGCCGCUGCUGGCUACUACCACAGCAGUAACAUCCCCACCUCCUCCCACAGUACCAUUACCAGCAGUUAUAGCAGAAUCAACAACUGUAGACUCACCACCCCCAUCUCCACCUCCACCACCUCCACCUCCCCAAGCCAAAGCACCCUCAACACCAGCACCAGUAACAGAGCCAGUGGCCUUGCCACGUACACCAAUACCAGUUCUGAUGACAGCACCAAUGCCCUCACCAGUAGAUGUAGCAGUUAGAGCCCUGAAAGAACCACUGGUUACAGUUGUGUCAGAGUCUUUAGAAGUGGACACUAAGCAGGACGCUGUAUCUAAUAGCUCGGAAGAACGCAUAACUCACACUUCGAAUGAGCAAGCAGAUAUUCCCUCACAAAAAGGAGAUUCCCAUAUUGGGAAGGAAGAAGAAAUUCCAGAUAGUUCUAAAAGUAGUCUGGGCUCUAGAAAAACAGGUUCUAAGAAGAAAUCUUUACAAUCUGAAGGCACCUUUUUUGGUUCAGAAUCUGAUGAAGAUUCUGUACGGACUUCCUCAAGUCAGAGAUCACAUGAUUUAAAAUUUUCAGCAAGCACUGAAAAGGAAAGAGAUUCAAAAAAGAGCUUAGCAUCUCUGAAAGGUGAGGAUUUAGGGAAAUCUUCACGAUCUAAAACAGAGAGAGAUGAUAAAUAUUUUAGCUACUCAAAACUUGAAAGAGAUACUCGGUAUAUAUCUUCCCGAUGUAGAUCAGAGAGAGAGCGAAGGCGGAGCAGAUCUCGUUCUAGAUCUGAUAGAGGCUCUAGAAGUAGUUUAUCCUAUUCUCGAUCAGAACGAUCCCAUUAUUACGACUCUGAUCGUCGCUACCAUAGGAACUCCCCUUAUCGAGAGAGGACACGCUAUUCUCGACCAUAUACAGAGAACAGGGCACGAGAGAGUUCUGACUCAGAAGAUGAGUAUAAGAAGACGUACUCAAGGCGCACCUCAUCUCAUUCCUCCUCUUACAGAGACCUAAGGACAUCAUCAUCCUAUUCUAAAUCUGAUCGGGACUGUAAAACCGAGUCCUCUUACAUAGAAACAGAGAAAAGAGGAAGGUAUUCUUCAAAACUAGAAAGAGAAUCCAGAAGGACUUCAGAAAAUGAAGUAGUGAAAAGGUGUUCUCCGUCUAAUGAUCUGGGAUUCCGACGGGGGUCAUCAUAUUCUAAGCAUGAUAACAGUGCUUCUCGUUAUAAAGCUGCCCCUUCAAAACCUAUACCCAAGUCUGAUAAAUUUAAAAAUUCUUUCUGUUGUACAGAAUUACAUGAAGGAAUCAAACAGUCUCAUUCUUUUAGUUUACAGACUCCUUGUUCAAAAGGUAGUGAAUUAAGAAUGAUUAAUAAAAUUCCUGAAAGAGAAAAGACCAGGUCUCCAUCACCAUCAAAUCAAUUAAAUGAUUCACCAACUUUUAAAAAGCUAGAUGAAUCGCUUAUUUUUAAGUCUGAAUUUAUAGGCCAUGAUAGUAUUAAGGAAUUAGACUCUUUGUCUAAAGGGAAGCAUGAUCAAUUAAGAACUUACUGUCCUGUAGAACUAAAUAUAAAUGGAUCUCCUGGAGCAGAAUCUGAUUUGGCAACAUUUUGCACUUCUAAAACUGAGACUGUUUUAAUGUCUUCUGAUGAUAGCGUGACUGGAUCAGAGGUAUCCCCUUUGAUCAAAGCAUGCAUGCGUUCGUCAAAUGGAUUUCAGAAUAUUAGUAGAUGUAAAGAAAAAGACUUGGAUGCUACUUGCAUGCAGCAUAGUAAGUCAGAGAGCCCGUUUAGAGAAACAGAACCUCCAGUGUCACCACACCAGGAUAAACUCAUGACAUUGCCAGUUAAGGUGAUAGAUUAUUCCAAAACAGUAGUUAAAGAACCAGUUGAUAUGAGAGUUUCUCGCUGCAAAACCAAAGAUUCAGAUAUAUACUAUACUUCAAAUGACAGCAACCUUUCUUUGUGUCAUUCCGAAGCUGAGAAUACUGACCCUUCAGUUACAAAGAUUUCUUCCAAUAGCUUUAUGAAUGUUCAUUUGGAAUCAAAAACAGUUAUAUGUGAUAAUAGAAAUCUGACAGAUCAGAACUCAAAGUUUGCAUGUGAAGAAUAUAAGCAGAGUGUUGGUAGCACUAGUUCAGCUUCUGUUAAUCAUUUUGAUGAUUUAUGCCAACCUGUAGGGAGUUCAAGUAUUGCUUCACCUCUUCAGAGCUUUCCACCAGGAAUAAAAAUGGACAGUUUAACUCUCUUGCGGUGUGGAGAGAACACAUCUCCAGCUUUGGAUGCUGUGCUGAUGAGUAAAACAAGCACAGAGUUUUUAAAACAUGCAGGGGAAGAAACAAUAGUAGAAGUGGGUAGCCGCCUUCCUGAUUCAAGAAGGGGAUUUUCUUCCUGGGAAAACAGGCAUAAUAAUGGGUUAUCUGGGAAAUGCUUGCAAGAGACUCAAGAAGAAGGAAAUUCCUUAUUACCUGAUAGAAGAGGAAGACCAGAAAUCUCUUUAGAUGAAGGAGGACGAGGACAUGCGCAUACUUCUGAUGAUUCAGAAGUUGUAUUUUCUUCUUGUGAUUUGAAUUUAACCAUGGAAGACAGUGAUGGUGUAACUUAUACCUUAAAAUGUGACAGUAGUGGCCAUGCCUCAGAAAUUGUUUCUACUAUCCAUGGAGAUUAUUCUGGUUCUUCUGAAAGUUCAAGUGAUGAAAGUGAUUCAGAAGAUACAGAUUCUGAUGAUAGCAGUAUUCCAAGAAACCGUCUCCAGUCCAUUGUGGUUGUGCCAAAGAAUUCUACUUUGCCUAUGGAAGAAACAAGCCCUUGUUCUUCUCGGAGCAGUCAGAGUUACAGACACUAUUCCGACCACUGGGAAGAUGAGAGGUUGGAGUCAAGGAGACAUUUGUAUGAGGAAAAAUUUGAAGUUAUAGCAAAUAAAACCUGUCCUCAGACUGAGAAGUUUUUUCUUCAUAAAGGAGCAGAGAAGAACUCAGACAUUUCUUUUGCACAGUCCAGCAGAAAACAAGUGGAUAACCACCUGUCUGAAAUGGCUCAUCCUCAGAGUGACGGGGUUGAUAGCACAAGUCAUACAGACGUGAAAUCUGACCCUCUAGGCCAUCCAAAUUCGGAGGAAAUAGUAAAAGUCAAAAUAGCUUCUAGGCAACAAGAAGAACUGCCAGUUUAUUCUUCUGAUGAUUUUGAAGAUGUCCCAAAUAAGUCUCGGCAACAGACUACUUACCCUCACAGGCCAGAUAGUAGACUGGGGAAAACAGAGUUGAGUUUUUCUUCCUCUUGUGAGAUCUCUCUAGUUGAUGGCUUCCACUCAUCAGAAGAGCUCAGAAACUUAGGGUGGGACUUCUCUCAACCAGAAAAGCCUACUACCACGUAUCAGCAACCUGACAGCAGCUAUGGAGCUUGUGGUGGACACAAGUACCAGCAAAGUGCAGAACAGUACGGUGGGACGCAUAGUUACUGGCAAGGCAAUGGCUACUGGGAUCCAAGAUCAGCAGGCAGACCUCCUGGAACUGGAGUUGUGUAUGACCGAAUUCAAGGGCAGGUACCAGAUUCCCUAACAGAUGACAGGGAAGAGGAAGAGAAUUGGGAUCAGCGUGGUGGAUCCCACUUUUCAAGCCAGUCAAAUAAAUUCCUGCAGUCCAUUCAGCAGAAGGACAGGGGGUCAGUGCAAGCACCUGAGAUAAGCAGCAAUUCCAUUAAGGACUCUUUAGCUGUGAAUGAAAAGAAAGAUCUUACAAAAAACUUAGAGAAAAAUGACAUGAAAGAUAGAGGGCCUCUUAAAAAAAGGAGGCCGGAAUUGGAGAGUGAUUCUGAAAGCGAUGGUGAGCUUCAGGAUAGAAAGAAAGUUAGAAUGGAGGUAGAGCUGGGAGAGACAGCAGUGCCUUCAGGCUCUGCACUAGUGGGACCUUCCUGUGUCAUGGAUGACUUCAGGGACCCUCAGCGAUGGAAGGAGUGUGCCAAGCAGGGGAAGAUGCCUUGUUACUUCGAUCUUAUUGAAGAAAAUGUUUAUUUAACAGAAAGAAAGAAGAAUAAAUCCCAUCGGGACAUUAAGCGAAUGCAGUGUGAGUGUACACCUCUUUCUAAAGAUGAAAGGGCUCAAGGUGAAAUAGCAUGCGGCGAAGAUUGUCUUAAUCGUCUCCUUAUGAUUGAGUGUUCUUCUCGGUGUCCAAAUGGGGAUUAUUGUUCCAAUAGACGGUUUCAGAGAAAACAGCAUGCAGAUGUGGAAGUCAUACUCACAGAAAAGAAAGGCUGGGGCUUGAGAGCAGCCAGAGAUCUACCUUCGAACACCUUUGUGCUGGAAUAUUGUGGAGAGGUACUUGAUCAUAAAGAGUUUAAAGCCCGGGUGAAGGAGUACGCACGAAAUAAAAACAUCCACUACUAUUUCAUGGCCCUGAAGAAUGAUGAGAUAAUAGAUGCCACUCAGAAAGGAAAUUGCUCUCGUUUUAUGAAUCAUAGCUGUGAACCAAACUGUGAAACCCAAAAAUGGACUGUGAAUGGACAACUGAGAGUUGGGUUUUUUACCACCAAACUGGUUCCUUCAGGAUCAGAGUUAACAUUUGACUAUCAGUUCCAAAGAUACGGAAAAGAGGCUCAGAAAUGUUUCUGCGGGUCAGCUAAUUGCCGGGGUUACCUGGGAGGAGAGAACAGAGUCAGCAUUCGAGCAGCAGGAGGGAAGAUGAAGAAGGAGCGAUCCCGUAAGAAGGAUUCAGUGGAUGGAGAACUGGAAGCUCUGAUGGAAAAUGGUGAAGGUCUCUCGGAUAAAAACCAGGUGCUCAGCUUAUCCCGCCUGAUGGUUAGAAUUGAAACUUUGGAGCAGAAACUUACCUGUCUUAAGCUCAUACAGAACACACACUCACAGUCCUGCCUGAAAUCCUUUCUGGAACGUCAUGGACUGUCUUUGCUGUGGAUCUGGAUGGCAGAGCUAGGUGAUGGCCGGGAAAGUAACCAGAAGCUUCAGGAAGAGAUUAUAAAGACUUUGGAACACUUGCCCAUUCCUACUAAAAAUAUGUUGGAAGAAAGCAAAGUACUUCCAGUCAUUCAACGUUGGUCUCAGACCAAGACUGCUGUCCCUCAGUUGAGUGAAGGAGAUGGGUAUUCUAGUGAGAACACAUCACGUGCUCACACACCACUCAACACACCUGAUCCUUCUACCAAGUUGAGCAUGGAAGCUGAUAUAGAAACCCCCAAGAAGCUCAUGUUUCGUAGACUUAAAAUUAUAAGUGAAAAUAGCAUGGACAGUGCAAUUUCUGAUGCUACCAGUGAACUAGAAGGCAAGGAUGGCAAAGAGGACCUUGACCAGUUAGAAAACAUCCCUGUAGAGGAAGAGGAAGAGUUGCAGCCACAACAGCUACUCAUACAACAGCUGUCUGAAUCCAGAGUUGAUGGUGAAGCUGCAGUGGAGGUCAGUAAGCUCCCCAUGUCUGAACCAGAGGCCGACACUGAAAUAGAGCCCAAAGAGGGCAAUGGCACAAAACUGGAAGAACCUAUUGCUGAGGAAACACCAUCCCAAGAUGAAGAGGAGGGUGUUUCUGAUGUGGAGAGCGAAAGGAGCCAGGAACAGCCAGAUAAAACAGUGGAUAUAAGUGAUUUGGCCACCAAGCUCCUGGAUAGUUGGAAAGACCUAAAGCCUCUUGCAGUACCAGAAUACCAGUUGUUAUUGCUCUCCUGGCUCUCUCCUCCACUUGCCCUUCAGACUCAAGCUCAUAAUCUUCUCUUGCAAGAGGUAUAUCGAAUUCCAAAGAAAAGUCAAACUGAAAAGGAGAACACAAUAAUUGAACGAGGAAAGGAUGCUGUUGGCUUCAGAGAUCAAACGGCUGCCCCAAAGACUCCUAACAGGUCAAGAGAGAGAGACCCAGACAAGCAAAUUCAAAAUAAAGAGAAAAGGAAAAGAAGGGGCUCCCUCUCACCACCCUCUUCUGCUUAUGAGCGGGGAACAAAAAGGCCAGAUGACAGAUAUGAUACACCAACUUCUAAAAAGAAAGUACGAAUUAAAGACCGCAAUAAACUUUCUACAGAGGAGCGUCGGAAGUUGUUUGAGCAAGAGGUGGCUCAGCGGGAGGCUCAAAAACAACAGCAGCAGAUGCAGAACCUAGGAAUGACAUCUCCCCUGCCCUAUGACUCUCUUGCAUACAAUGCCGCUCAUCACCCCUUUGCUGGCUACCCACCAGGUUAUCCCAUGCAAGCCUAUGUGGAUCCCAGCAACCCUAAUGCUGGAAAGGUGCUUCUGCCCACACCCAGCAUGGACCCUGUAUGUUCUCCUGCUCCUUACGAUCAUGCUCAGCCAUUGGUGGGACACUCUGCAGAACCCCUUGCUGCCCCUCCACCAGUGCCAGUGGUGCCACAUGUGACAACCCCUGUGGAAGUUUCCAGUUCACAGUAUGUGGCCCAGAGCGAUGGUGUGGUACACCAAGACUCCAGUGUUGCCGUCUUGCCAGUGCCGGCCCCGGGCCCAGUCCAGGGACAGAAUUACGGCGUUUGGGAUUCCAACCAGCAGUCUGUCAGCAGCGUGCAGCAGCAGUACUCCCCCGCGCAGUCUCAAGCAGCCAUGUAUUACCCAGGUCAGACGUGUCCGGCCGUCUACGGUGUGGCCGCACCGUACUCACAGAGCACUCCACCAAUCGUACAGAGUUAUGCGCAGUCAAGUCUUCAGUACAUCCAGGGACAGCAGAUUUUCACAGCUCACCCACAAGGAGUGGUGGUACAGCCAGCCGCAGCCGUGACUACAAUUGUUGCACCAGGGCAGCAGCAGCCCUUACAGCCACCUGAAGUGGUUGUGACAAAUAAUCUCCUGGAUCUGCCACCUCCUUCUCCUCCCAAACCAAAAACUAUUGUCUUACCUCCCAACUGGAAGACAGCCCGAGAUCCCGAAGGGAAGAUUUAUUACUACCAUGUUAUCACAAGGCAGACUCAGUGGGAUCCUCCUACUUGGGAAAGCCCUGGAGAUGAUGCCAGCCUUGACCAUGAAGCUGAGAUGGACCUAGGAACCCCAACUUAUGAUGAAAAUCCCAUGAAGUUAUAGAUUAUUCCUCUGUGGAGAAGGAAGCUUGGAGGAGACAAAGCUGGAUAAAUCUGGCUGUGUGACUGGGGUGUCCACAGCUUAACCACUUCACCUUCCUCCCAUGCCGGGCCAGAGCUUCCGUCAGCCGCCUCCAGGACUCCACUCCCACCCCUGCAAGCCUGUACAUCUGGCCCCGCCAGUUCAGCCCACUUUGGGAAGUCAUUAAACUCACACAUAUUUCUUCCAAACACCCUCUCAGGUGCCUCUUUCUUUCCUCCCUUCCCACCCCAUAGCAAUUUUGAGCUUCAGGAUCUCAGGCAGCAUAGGAGCUGGGAGCCCAGAACAGGCACCCACUGGCUCAGUGGUGCCUGCACAUCUGGGCUGUGGUCACAGAGGAAGAUGGCCCCACGCGUCUUCCACGUGGCAGCUGGACCUGGUGCAGUGCCAGCAGAAGGGAGUGGAGGGUGCAGGGCAUCAUGUCCUAGCUUUCUGGAGACUCCUUGAGGAGAGGGGACACUUCACAGCAGUUGCUGCCAUGCCCACCAUCUCACUGAAGUGCAAAAUAGAUAGUAGAUUUUUUAUUAUUGUUGGAAAUGCAAGAUAUCAGAUAAUGAGGUAGUUGAUAAGUGAGGAGACAUCUAUAGAGGGAGAUAAUGUGGUAGGAGGCAAUCAAAGAAAGGUUCAGAGUAGGUAAUAUUUGAAUUGGGAAUCUCACUAGUCCUAGUGUGACCCAGGGAGUUAUGUUCCAGGCUCUAAGGAUUAUCUGCUCAUCUCCUUCCACAUUUUUCCUGAACACUUCUCCAUGGCUAAAGAGAAAAGGGAAGAUCAUGUAGUGAGUUUUCCUUAUAACUAAACUUAUUACAUCUAAAAACCUACCUUUAGCCGGCUUUUUGACUCACUCUCUUGGAGUUAAAAUAUUCUUGCUUUUAAAGUGAUUGUGGUGGUUCGCAUUUUUGUUUUUGUUUUUGUUUUUAUUAAUGCCCUGGAAAAAUAAAAAGUUAGCAGCUCAGUGUUGCUCCCCCUCCCUCCCCAAUUUUUAUUUUUUUUACCAGAUUCAUAGAGUCAAAGGUUUGGGAAGCACUGUUUUAAUAUACCUGAACAUGAAACAAAGGGGAGGGUGAAAUGAUAGCCAGUUUAGUUAGGUUAGAACCUAGGAAGCUGAGAGAAUUGAACUGUAGUUAGCACUGUGACUGUUUCAUUCAGCGGCUGUUUCCUGACUACAUACGUGGAUCAGGCCACAUGUUCGAUGCCCUGCCCAUGCUAGGCCAGGUUCCCUUCACUGGUUCAUUAUCCAUUCUGUGUAUAGGUGUGUGUGUGUGUGUGUCGGUGAGUGGGUACAUGUGUAGACGUGUUUACACACACACACACAGAAAGCAAAAGAAACUUAACAUGUUCUAUGUAAGACUGUAGCUUCUCAAUUCCUGCCCUAGAGUUAGUUUAUAAUAAAUAAGUACACUGAAUUCCAGGAAAACUCAAGUACCCUAAAGUAAUAUGAUAUUCAUAGUGACAACAAUGGAAAAAUAGGUGGGUGUGAUUAGGUUUCAGUGGAAAAUUCCUUGUUCUAAUUUAUAAUGUAACUGAACAUGCCAGAGUGAAUUCAAAGUUAGGCUAGGGUUAAUACUUUUCUAUUUUUUUUUUUAAAGGAAACAGAUGGCAGAGUAACACACUAUUAGUUUGGUUAAUUACAUUUAAAAGUUGAGAGAGGAUAGUCAGGUUUUAAAGUUCACAGAUGGAUUACGUAAGGACACACACACAUAAACACAUGGAUUAUAAUAUAUGAAGCUCUUAAUGCUUGCCUAAAUUGUAAAAGCCUGUGGCAUUGAAGGGCCAGACUUAAGUCAGAAUAAAUGAUAAGACUAUUGUGGCUAUAACUUGAACAUACAGGAAGGGAAAGAGCACUGUACUAAAUUUAAUGUCUAAUUCAAAAAUAACUGUGAUAUAUUGGUGUCCCCAUAUAUGUUGAGGGGGAGUAUAUGUGUAAAGAUAAGAGGGAGUGGGAAAUUAUAAAGAACUGCCUCAGGGGAGUUACAGAGUAAGGCUUUUAAUGGUUAACCUAAGACGGUAUUUUCCAGAGAUGAUUAGAGAGAAGCUUUGCCAUUAUUAUUAUUCUCCAUAGGGUGUGUGUGUGUAAAGUCUGUCCUGGAAUUCAAAUAAUAACAAUGAGAGUACACAAAGUAAUUAACUUGCCACAUGUAUUUCCUGUUGUGAUCAAAUAGUUAAAGGGAGAGGUAUCUUCUCUCCCAAAAAGAAUUACAAUCACAAUAAGACAGGGGUCAUUCAGUUCUUUGAGUCAAAGUGUUAAGAAUAGUAAGGUUUGACCUGUUAAUGAUAUAGUUGUAUCAUUUCUACCUGAGCAGAUGACAAAAAUCAAUUUGAGGAGGUUUUACACCUAAUGUUUUGAUCUUAGGAAAAAGAUACCUUUGGUAGGUAACCAGCUCUGAACAUUCUAGCUGUAUAAUUAUAAUUAAGAAGAAUUGUCUUAACGGUGACCAUUUCCUUUGUCUAAACUUGCUUCCUUAUUCUUGUUCCUAAAACACUUUCUUUUACUGUUUGUGACACAUUUACUAUUACAUCUUUGUAUUUGAAAAUGUACUUUCAGUUUUAUGUGACAAAAAUGCAGCUCAAACCAGUAUAAACAUAAAAAAGAGAUGUAUUGGUUUGAAAGUCAAGAGCAGUGUUGGGUACAUUCUGUGGCUCAGAUGAUGGUAUCAGGAUCCUUGCCAUCUCUGGUUCUACUUCUCUCCAUAUGUGAAACAAGGUGAGAGUCAAAUCUGGAAAUCCUUUUAAGGAAAAGUAGCUCAAUAGUUACGGGAUUUUUUAAUUAAUUUAUUUAUUUUAUAAAUCACAGUGCUGGGGUUGAGGGUAAGAGAAGAUAGUAAGUGAUGUGCUCUAGAUCCAUUGCUCAAGUAGCUUACUGGUAAUGGGGAUGGUCACCAAGACCCCUGUGUUAACUGGCCUGAAUUUUCAGUCAGAAAUACAUACAUAUAGAAUUGUGUGAGUCUGAGAGGUGCUGAGAACCCAGACUGCCAUAGUUGACAUAUCGAUACAUCAGUCAUCAAUUUCUCUAUAUCCAGGAGCUCAGUCGCUCUCAGCUCUUAUGAUGUCACACAUUCCUCUAGACUCUAAGCCAUUCGCUUUCUACCUCACUUCUUCAAGCCUGUCCUUACCUACAUUGGCAGUCCUGCACCACCUACCUCCUGAGCAUGGGCACUAGUGGUUGCUUAUAGCUGUUAAUGAUUUUUCAUCCCUAGAGUACAGAAGAAGAAAUUCAACCAGAGGAAGUUGGGAGGACCUUGGGGGAGGUGGCAUUUGAACAUGUCUUUAAAGGAUAAAAAAUUUUCCAGUAGGCAAAGACAGGCUAAAGGGAAUGCUGGGGCAAAAGCAAGGAAGGGGUAAGUUUAAGAUAUGUUUGGAGAAUGGUUCUGUUUAUUUGUGGGAGGAGCACAGGCAUGAUAAAAGUUAUCUUCAAGCACGAGAUGGGAAGGGCAUUGUAAGGAUGUGUCUUGGGGGUUUUAAAUGUUGUAAAAGAAUAUGAAUUUUAAUCUGCGUGAGAAACUUCUGAAUAUUUUAGUAAAGUUUAUCAUCAUUGUCUGCCAUAGAAUGAUACUAGGAAAACAAGUUAAUUCUGUUUUUAAGAUCUUCCAAUGCAUUUCUGUUGAAUGAUAAUGGUUGAUGUGAAAUAUCAUUUGAGGAUCUUUGCAUAUGAAUAGUGAGCAAAAUUUUGGUGUUGUUUGGGUUAAAAAAAAAAAAAAAAAGGAAGAGUGUGUCUAUGAAUCCACUUGAACACUGAGCCCCCAACUCUGGACCCAUAGGAGCAGGGAAAGGGCUGACCAGCACCCCCAGUAGAAGGCUGCACCUGUAUGUGGGGAGCUUUCUGUGUUGGCAGUGAUAAGGGGAAUCAUCUGCCUUUAGGAAUGUUUCCAUUAGUUAGUGAAGGGCAUUUGUGGCCAUGUGUGAAAGAGAGCCUUUCUUCAGAGGUUUUUCAAAAUUUAUUCAGAGAAGAAUAAAACGUAUACGAAACUUUCCAUAAGCAAGUAUUCACCAAUGUGUGUAGAUUUUUCCUUAAGAUUCUUGUGGUGAAAUGAGUUCCUUUAUAUGGCCUUUUGCCUUGGUUCUUUGAAAAAAACAGCUUGAGAGAUUCUUCCCCUAAGCUCUGAAAAGUUACCUUUGCUUUAGUUUUGUACCCCAGAGGGUUUGUUACUCUUGUCCAGGUUGAUUGACAUUUCGUAGGCAAGCUGUAAAGAACUUGACUUUUUGUCUGGCUCUGGGCUACAGCCUGCCCUAUGAUUGGUAUGCAUCUUUCAAGGACUGGUCAAUAUAACUAUUCAAAUGCAGUCACUAUAGACUACAAAUGAAGUGGUUAUAGCCUAGUAUGCAAAUGAGGUUUCUGUGGCCUACUGGGAGGGGAUUGGUCAGUUUAUGGCCCCUGCUGAGAAGGGCCAUGCCUUGAAAUUGACAAGGAGUUGUGUAUAUAUGCAGCCAGCCCAACAGGUUUUUCAGACAGAGAAGCAGAAGGAAGGGAGAAGAAUCAGAGUGAGGAGGCAAGGAACCUCCUAAAAGAGCUGUAAUAUGGGUCAAGAGCUGUAACACUGAAGACGGCAACAGGCUCAGGAGGGGCCUUGCAGCAGAGUUGGUGGUGACAGACUGCAAGGCCAAGAGAAGCCUGUCCUCAGGGGGCCAAGAGGAGGCUUGUACUCAGGGUUCUGAGAGGAAGCCUGCAUGGCCGAGAGGAGCUGAUAGAGCUAUCCCGCACUGAAGAAGGGAGACUUUACCUACAUGCUUCCUGGUCCUGAUCCUGAUCCAGAGUUGUAGCCUGUUGAUCCUGAUCCCAAGCUGUAACCUGUUGCUUCCCUAAUAAACCCCGUAACUGUGAGUGUGGUCUGUGAGUUCUGUGUGGCAAUUGUAACAUACUACUGAACCCAGCAAAGAAGUAAAAGUGCCUUGGAAGGGACAGCUGAUGUCAGAAUUGGUAAAAAGGUUGGAGAGUGAAGAUGUCUGACCUCCACCUCAUAGGCAUCAGCCUUGGGCUGAUGGUGAUAAUUAUUCUCUUUCCUCCCCUUCCUGAAGUUAGAGGAGGUCAGACACCCCUGCGCCACCAUUUUUUUUACAUUGAGUUUCUGAAUUUUGUUGUCUUUCAUUAAGGAGUGUUGAGCUUUGUUCUGGUAGCCAGUUAACCUUACUUCUUUAGAGACUUUUUUUUCAUCACUGUUAAAUUGGGUUUAGAAUAGCCUUUCAUAGAGGGUGGCUCCUAAGGAGUGGCCUUUUUGAAAUCUCCACUGUAUGCCCCGUGUUAACACUGAGGUCUCUCUGCUCUGUCUUCCAGCCUCCUGUUAGCGCUGGGAUUGUUAGCUUAUAGCUUGCCUGUUAGCUUAUAGCUGCCUGGUCGUCGUUCUUUCCCCAGUAGUUUUUUUGUCUGACCUAGGAGUCCCUGGGAGGUGCAAAUGGUUAUUGCACUUGACUGAUAACCUAAAGGUUGAAGGAUUGAGUCUACCCAGAGGUACCUCAGAAGAAAGUCCUAGCGAUCUACUUCCAAAAAAUCAGCCAUUGAGAACCCUUUUGCAGAGUUUAGGCUGAAUUGUGUAUAUGGUAUUUUUGAUGGCUCAGCUUCAUCUGUUUCUUGAUUCAGAUUGCUUCAAAAGUUACCGUUCCUCGUUGAAUAAUGUUUUAUAUUUCAUGUUCCAAUGGGUAGUAAUUAAAUUCAGGGAGAAGGAAAUGUUAGCUGGGUAUAUUCUGCCCUCCUUUGUUAGGACUCAUUUCUGUAACCUCUCAAGCCACACCCCAGGUCCCAAGGCACAUGAGCUUUGUGACAUGCUUGUGUCUGUACAAACCAUGGGGCAGUUCUACUCUGUCAUAUAGGGUCACUAUGAGUUGGAAUCGACUCGACAGUAGUGGGUUUGGUUUUGUGUGUGUAUGUGUGUGUGUGUGUGUGUCUGUACAUAUAAUAAAGGAUGGAGUUUGCAUUUGUUGUGUUACAUAUUGACUUUCGGUUUCCAGACCACCCAACAAGUUUAAGGUCAUCGGCAACUAAGCCAGAAGGGCUUAAACCUCACAUUAAGUAAUGUGAAGCUACUUAGGCCUCCCUUAUCAUAUUCAGACCAGAUUCCUUGAGAACCCAGUUGUGCCACAGAUGAAGGCUGAUAGCAGGGUUAGCUUCUGAAGGUAGUAAGCACCAACAUUUCUGCCAGGCCCUCUAGCUGCAGAUCUCAUUGUAUGCACCUCAUCUGGCCGCUGCUUUGGUAGAUUCCCAGAGAAACAAGGCAAACCAAUUAUCACUGAGGACCUGGGAACACUACCUUUUUAAUGUAUCAUAGCCACCGCCGCCCCCUUCUCUGGUGGAUUCCUAGAAUCAUAGACUCUCAGGCCACUUGCUGCAUACUUGACAAGUAGAUGUUCACUGGUCCAGUCUAAUGUCCUUCCUGUGCAGUUAAUUAUGCUUGGUUUUAAAAGUUUGGGCCGUUUAUAUAUUGUAGAAAUACUUAGAUUUUUAAAUGGGACUUUUGGAGGUUAGGGGAAUUCCAAAGUUUUUCAUGUCCGUGGCCUUCAGGUACUAUCCUUGGCUCUGACUCUAGCUCCUGCCCUGACUUGGCGCUAGACUUGACUAAGCAUUAGCCAGGUUCUGAAAUUAUUUCCCAUGCCAUUUGCAGACUGUAGACAAAGAAAAGAGAAGCACAUGAAUUUCAGAUACUCCCUAGUACUUCAUUUUUGUUCUUGAUUUCUGUGAUAAGUCCAGGACUCUUCAUUUGAACAUUGCCUUUCUCAAUCCCACUUGCUCAGUGCUCAAAAGGACCAAGAGAGCUCGUAGAUAGAGCUCAGUGGAUUGUGCUCCCUGUGUUUUUAAAGCCCUCCCAACCUCAACAAGUCAGGGAUUAAAUUAGAAAACUAUUAAAUAUAUACUGGAUUUAUUUAGCUUUCUGAACACAUAACCCAUUCAGAGGGAAGCAGAACAUUCCUAGUCACAUAGUACCCUCACUUAGAGCCUGGCCUCUUCCCUAGACGAGGAGCCUUGAGUUGGUUGUCAUCCCUGAAGGGGCUUUCUAUACUUGUUGCUGUUGCUACCCACUUCUGAGUUCUACAGGGGAACAGCUGGGGAUGUGUUAAAGUUUCCUUGGCUUAUUCAAGCAACUCUUGAUCCUUGUUACCCAAGGUCUUGUUCUGAAACACACCCACACUUUGUCUACAACUGAAAAAAUAACCACAGAAUCCCACACUGAAACAUUUGAAAGUAGUUACUUGUGUUUUUGUUUUUUUUUGUUUCCUGAAAACAGAGGCUGGAUCUGUUUGUUCUUCCUACCCUGCCCUUCAUUCCCUUACUCCCACAGUCAAGGGAGGAAAGGAAAAAAAAUGAAGAAUAUAUAAAGCUUUUAUAACAAAUCAGAGAAAGCUGAUUUACAGCAGCCCAAAGCCAAGGGAGUGCCACCUUUGCCUGGGCCUCAGCCAGAGCAGAGGGAGUUGAACAGCUUCUUCCCCAGCACCCUUAUAUUGUUUAUGGAAAGGGGAGAAGCAGAACCAGGAGAAGGGUGGGGAAAUAGAAAAAAUUCCCUACUCUAAACCCCUAGCAAAAGCAUGAAGUACCCAUAAUCACAUCUGCAGCUUCUCGAUCCAUCAUGAGUGGCCUGUAUUCAGAGGAAUGUUCGUAAUUAUUCUCUGCCGUGGAAAAGUUCACUCACUGAGAAGGGGCUUGGUGGCUGGCUGGUGAUGGGCAAAGGUGUAGAUGGCCUGCAUAGCAGGUGCUCGGAAUGCCAGGGCUGUGAGCCCCUGACUCUUGGCAGUGCCUGGUCAGGGAAAACUUGCCCGCCUCGUUCUCCAGCGGUGCUGAAAGGAGGGAGUGUUCCUGGCUUUGUCAGCAUCUUGCUAGGUUAGGACAGAUUAGCUUCACUAUUUUAGGAUCUGCUCAUUUGCUCCCUGUCUUGGAUGACCCUAUUUUCUUCUGUUCUAAUCUCUUGAGAGCCUGGAGGCACAGCGGUUAAAGCACUCAGCUGCUGACCAAAAGGUUAGCAGUUCAAACCCCCCAGCCGCUCCAUGGAGGAAUGAUGUGGCAGUCUGCUUCCAUAAAGAUUUACAGCCUUAGAAACCCUAUGGGGGCAGUUCUGCUCUGUCCUAUAGGGUCGCUGUGAGUUGGAAUUGACUCAGUGGCAGUGGGUGGGUUAAUCGCUUGAUACCUGCUUAGUCUUUCUGUUCCUGAUCUGGAGGUGUAAGAAGCCUCUCCUACAUGCUGAGGCUGUCUCCCAUAGUACGGCCAGUCCUGCCUUUGAAGGAAAGUUGGUGAACAUCCAAGGGGGGUGAAUGGACUUGGAUGUGGGCCAUGGUGUGGAACCAGUUAUGUGGGGAAAGGUUUUCGAAACAUGUUUUGCUUCUGUCCUGGGAUCCUACAAUGUCAGAGCUGGGAGAAAUGUAGUUUGUUGAGCCCAGGCUCAACUUGACAGUCAAGUGGAGGAGCCAGAGCUCAGAACAGGGACAUGAGUGGUCCAGGGUCAAACAGUAUAUUCCACUGCAGAGGCAGUGACCCUGAAACAACUGGAAAUGGUUAGCAUACAUCAAGGAUGUAGCUGUGACUUAGAGUAGAAGAUUGGAACCAGCUGACAAGAUUGAAUCAUAAGAUAAUGGUGACAGCAUCCAGGUUAACUCUAGGCCAUGCCGCUGAACCAGGACUCCUAAAUAGAUCCUACUACCAAGAGUCAGGUGUCCCAACUGGGGAAAAGAAAGGAAGGUUCUGGGACAGCAGGGCAUCACUAAGCUAACUUCUCAUGUCAGCACUGUUAUAUUUUCU
Molecule: messenger RNA, 16305 nt
Organism: Loxodonta africana (African savanna elephant)
Lineage: Eukaryota; Metazoa; Chordata; Mammalia; Proboscidea; Elephantidae
Gene: SETD2
Product: SET domain containing 2, histone lysine methyltransferase
Exons: 20
Coding region: 81-7559 (2492 amino acids)
Biological process (GO): regulation of DNA-templated transcription
Cellular component (GO): chromosome; nucleus
Molecular function (GO): protein binding; histone H3K36 methyltransferase activity
Source: RefSeq, a predicted model, not a curated record